UCAUCAAGCCCUCUAGGAAGCUGUGAUUUCACCCUAGCAGCACAUUAUGACCGCACAAUAGAAAGGCGCGGGGCAGUUUAAUCUGCCGGUGUGAGUUAUGGUGUGGUUGACCGUCUCAUUCUCCAACAGCACCGGAAGAGCCGCAAAUGCGCAUGAGAGAGACGCGAAAAUACCAUGAGAAUAGACUGUCAUCUCUGCGGUCCGCUGUAUUUCAGUCUGGUGACAGAAGACCUGGCGAUUCGGACGGAUUUCAUGUAAUACCAAACGGUUGUCGGCAGCUGUGUUCGCGCCUGUUCCCCUGCAAGAAUGAGCUCCUCUCCCAUCAUGCCGCGGUUGUCCGUCGACAUCUUGGAGGAACUGCAGCUCUUUGCAGCUCAAAACCUGGAGAAAGUGGAGGUCAACAAGUACUGUGAGGUCAUACGAGAGCUUGGGAAGGGCACCUAUGGGAAGGUGGACCUUGUCAUCCACAAGAUCAAAGGCACCCGGAUGGCUCUGAAAUUUCUAAAGAAGAAAACCACCAAGCUGAAGAGUUUCCUCAGAGAGUACAGCAUCUCUCUUUACCUGUCUCCAUGUCCCUUUAUAAUCAACAUGUUUGGCAUUGCAUUUGAAACAGAGGAGUACUAUGUGUUUGCACAGGAGUAUGCGCCCUCUGGUGACCUAUUUGACAUCAUUCCUCCACAGGUGGGGCUUCCCGAACCUGUAGCUAAGCGAUGUGUCCAUCAAGUGGCCAUCGCAUUGGACUAUCUCCAUUCAAAAAAGCUAGUGCACAGAGACAUCAAGCCUGAGAACAUCUUGAUCUUCGAUAAGGAAUGCCGCAAGGUCAAGCUGUCAGACUUUGGCAUGACCAGGCGAGCCGGCUCUCCGGUGAAACGCGUGAGCGGAACGAUCCCCUACACGGCCCCCGAGCUCUGCGACACGUCCAAGCACGAGGGCUUCUGCGUGGACUACAGCAUGGACGUGUGGGCCUUCGGUGUUCUGCUCUUCUGCAUGCUCACCGGAAACUUCCCCUGGGAGAAGGCCAUGCCCUCCGACACCUUCUAUGAAGAGUUUGUGCGCUGGCAGAGGAGGAGGAGGACAGGCACGGUACCUUCGCAAUGGCGCCGCUUCACGGACGAAGCCCUGCGGAUGUUCCGAAAGCUUUUGUCCCUGGAGCAGGAAAGGCGCUGCUCCGUCAAAGAGGUGUUUGCUCAUUUUGGCCACCGAUGGAUGCUGGAUGGCCAGAGUGGUGGAAGUCACCAUCAGGCUGUGCUGAACUCUUCGUCUGAAGAAGAGGAGCUACUCGUGGACCGGAUGAAACAGCAGACGCUGUCUCCGGCGGCCAAGAGCAACGGUGUGGAGCCCGCCACGACUGCCGCUCACCACUUCACCUCCGUGUCUACCAACAGCUCGGUGUCUUCCACCAACAGCUACGAGCGUUCGGCUAGAGACAGCCCUCCUAGCAGCCGCAUACUGGUCACCAAUCCUAUAGAGAUCUGCGUUUAGCUUAAACCACACAAGUUCAUUCACAGCUUCACAUAUUUACAAAACCAGACACACUCACGUGUGAAUAAAACUUUUGCACACCUACUAGAAGGAUUUCGCAGAUUCUUGUAGUGGCAUUCAUUCACAGUGAAUGAAGAUAAGCUUAGUUUAGUCAGUAUUUGAUUCUUCAGAGUUUAUGAGUUGUGAGCAGCCUUUAGCUGUGCAUCUUUGUUAACAUUCCUGACGGGUAUUUAUGCACUUCUGCAGAAAAGAACAAAUACUGAGCAGGUUGUACUUUGUUACUCAUGAAUAAACAAUGAACCAAUAAAAGAGUGGAUUGAGAUGAAGAUUUAUAAGCUUGAAAGCAGUUCAAACAGUUCGUGGGAAGAUGUAUUGGGGCUUCCCUGAAACUUCUCUACAGCAAUACAUGAAGCAAAAAACGAUGAGCGCAAAGGGGGUCUACGUUCUUACGAGGAACAUGUUGAAAAUCAUUUUUGUGACCAAGAAACACAAAUCAGGAAGACUUCAAAUGUUUGAUGUUAUGAUAUCUGAGGUAUCAUGUGAGUGGGUGUUUGUGCGAUAAUAUUUAGUUUGAUUUACUGAAAUGUUCAGUACAUGCAACAAAACCCGAGGAGGUUGUGACAUGUUUCGGUCAUGUGAUGGGUAUUGCAUGUAAGCCUACUUCAAGUGAUUCUAAUUCUGACCUGUAGACUGUUGUUUUGAAUUUCCUUCAUUUAUCAGGAUUCUUAGUAUUGAGAAAUAUAUUUUUUCAGUUGUAAAGUAGUUGAGGAUGUUUGUGCUUAUUUAUUUUGGUACUUGUCGUGCCAAAUUCACUUUGUAUUUCUCAGCACUAUAAUUUGAAAACUUUUUCUUUUUUUCUUGAAAUAGUUUUUCGAUAGCAACACUGAAAAAGCUGAAGUUUGGUUUCUUUAUCGUUUUGACGUUUUACUUUGUUGAGAAAUUUCUGUUGCAAAAACAGUGAUCUGGUGUAAUGGUAAACAUAUCUCUUUGAAGACAUUUUGCCUACCAAUUUCAGUUCUUUUUCUUCCCCCUUUAAAGUCUUUGUUUUUUUAUACAUUGGUUUAAAAACACAAACUCUAAAGACUGAAGAUGUGCACAAUCACAUUCUAAUGUUUGCAUGAUGACGAAAACAAAUUUAUUGAAGAAAAAACAUUUAAGAUACGUGAAAACUGUUGUAAUGUGAAAUUCUUGCCGUCACAAUUUCUUGCAUAAUGUGUCAGAGUGAAAUUGUAGUAGAUGACUUAGGGCUAAACAUCGAGCCAAAUGAAUAAUUGUUAGUUUUGUUGUGUCGUGUUUGUGUGCUGUUGUUGUGUUUAUUUCACUGAACUACCUGGAAAAGCCGGUACUGUACGCAAUAUUCAGGAGAGGUUUAAAGUACUGUAGAGGGCAGACUUGAGCCUUGCUGAGAAAUUCAGUUUGCCGUUUAAUUUAAUGCCUUGAAGACAAACAAACUGGUUUUUAUUAGAAUUGAUGUAUUUGUGUUUUAUUUUUGUGUACAUGUUUGCAUGACCUUUCUACACUCAAAAAAAAUGAGAUCACUUUGCUUCAAAUCUGGGCCAUUGGUCUACAAGAGAUCAGCAUAAAAUCCUGUUUUUACAUGCAGGAAACAUUUUGCAACUCUGCUGGCAUUAGUACAUUUAUGCUUCCUGACCAUAAGAUUAGAUAUGAAAUGCAUACAGCAGUAUUUACAUUCUAAUCUUCAGUAACAUGAAAGCUGAACAAGGAGGAUUUGACGAUCAAUUGAACUUUGUUCUGCUGGUUGUGCUCAAGCUUUUGGUUUGUGGUGGUAUUUUUGAUUGGUCUUGAAACAAACUCUGAAACUCAUCCAACUCCUGUCUUUGCAAUACAACUGUCUUCCUGUAAAUUCAGAUUUAUUCAGAAAUAAAUCUUGACCAAAAGUGUGCAUGUUUUUAAGGGCUGAA
Triplophysa rosa is the source of this 3404-nucleotide messenger RNA. RefSeq names its product brain specific kinase 146 (gene bsk146). The transcript has 4 exons. Gene Ontology annotation, biological process: peptidyl-threonine phosphorylation; peptidyl-serine phosphorylation. Bases 307 to 1482 code for a protein of 391 amino acids. The record is from RefSeq and is a predicted model, not a curated record. NCBI's taxonomy places the organism in Eukaryota, Metazoa, Chordata, Actinopteri, Cypriniformes, Nemacheilidae. Gene Ontology annotation, molecular function: ATP binding; protein serine/threonine kinase activity.